UUGUCUUCGGGAUCUUAUAACGCGCAAUAUGGAGAGGAGGAAAGCCACGGGAGAAUACCACGGCAUCCCUGUGUCCAAAAUGUCGUCGCUGGACCCGUACGAGGAAGUGUUGAACCGCCCUCCGUGGGUUACUACAACUUUGGGGUGCUUCCUGAUAUUCACUAUCGUGGUUGAUAUUUUGGGCAACCUUUUGGUGAUAUUCUCUGUCUACCGGAAUAAGAAGCUAAGGAAUGCAGGAAACAUCUUCGUGGUGAGCCUGGCCGUGGCCGACCUGGUGGUGGCCAUCUACCCCUACCCUCUGGUCCUCACCUCCAUCUUCCACAAAGGCUGGAACCUGGGCUAUGUCCACUGCCAGAUCAGCGGUUUUCUCAUGGGCGUCAGCGUCAUCGGCUCCAUCUUCAACAUCACCGGCAUUGCCAUCAACCGCUACUGUUAUAUAUGUCACAGCCUUAAGUACGACAAGCUGUACAGCGACAAGAACUCAGUGUGUUACGUCCUACUCAUCUGGGCGUUGACCAUUGUGGCCAUCGUGCCGAAUCUCUUCGUGGGUUCGUUGCAGUAUGACCCCAGGGUGUAUUCGUGUACGUUCGAGCAGUCUGCGAGUUCGGCGUACACCAUCGCCGUGGUCUUCUUCCACUUCAUCCUACCAAUCAUGAUCGUCACUUACUGCUACCUGAGGAUCUGGAUCCUGGUCAUUCAGGUUAGGCGACGUGUCAAACCGGACAAUAGACCGAAACUGACACCACACGACGUGAGGAACUUCGUGACUAUGUUCGUGGUGUUUGUGCUGUUCGCCGUGUGCUGGGCGCCGCUCAACUUCAUUGGGCUGGCAGUGGCCAUCAACCCAGAGGUGGUGGUGCCUCUCAUCCCCGAGUGGCUCUUCGUGGCGAGCUACUUCAUGGCCUACUUCAACAGCUGCCUUAAUGCCAUCGUGUACGGGGUGCUCAACCAGAACUUCCGGCGCGAGUACAAGCGCAUUGUGGUGUCGGUCUGCACGGCGCGAAUCUUCUUCCACGGCAGCUCCAACGACGCGGCCGAGCGGCUCAAGAGCAAGCCGUCGCCGCUCAUCACCAACAACAACCAGGUCAAGUUGGAGUUGGUGUGAGAGGACCAGCUGGUCCCAGUGAGCUCCCUACCCCUCCCCCAUGGUGCGAACCCAUCGAUGUCUAUACAUCUGUAAGGUGGAAGGAAGCAAUAUGGCGGAAGCUCAAGCUGCCCCAUUUCGCUUCUUGUACCUAUCCAGUACACUGCAGAUCUACAAACAUUGGAGGAGUUAAGGAGCCCAGGGGAAGGGGUAGGGAGCGAUUUGGGACCGGGUGAUACUAACACACACGCAUGAACGAAGGGGGAGGGAGGCUUAAGGGAACCAACGUGACAUAAAAUAGCAAGAUUAGUUAAAGAAAUCCAAGUGAACGGAGAACAAUUACCAAAUACAAAAACGAAACUUUCUGAACCGUCCGUGAUUUGUGCUAUCUUCACCUCCUAUACAGUCAAAGCGAAACGGGGAAAAUGUAUCUUUGUCUUUUGCAAAAAGCACUUUUGUUCGUUUUUUUGGUACUUAAAAAAGUGAUCAUGUACUUUUGUUUUCAUGUUUACAGUGAUGA
This is a messenger RNA of Oncorhynchus masou masou (cherry salmon), 1604 nucleotides long. It is a transcript of the gene mtnr1aa, whose product is annotated as melatonin receptor 1A a. Bases 29 to 1105 code for a protein of 358 amino acids. The record is from RefSeq and is a predicted model, not a curated record. Gene Ontology annotation, biological process: G protein-coupled receptor signaling pathway. Gene Ontology annotation, cellular component: plasma membrane. Gene Ontology annotation, molecular function: melatonin receptor activity. NCBI's taxonomy places the organism in Eukaryota, Metazoa, Chordata, Actinopteri, Salmoniformes, Salmonidae. The transcript is spliced from 3 exons.